GGUAAUAAUGACAGCUUGUCAACCAGUGCAAAUGUCUGUCGCAUGCGCUUUCGACUGUCAAGCACGUUUCCAUUUGGAGGUUAUUGUUUUCAUUGGAGUCUGUACGUUCUGUACGCGAAUUGUUCAUUUCGGUAAUUUAUCAAUUAAUCAUCAGCGAUUUCGGAAUGGAGGAUGAAGAUGAUGUACCUCAGAGCAGCGUGAAUUUUAUUCCCUGCCUGUACUUUCUAAAGAAAGCAGUUGCAAAGGAAAAACCAGAAAAGAUCACCUUAACACAAGAAGAAUUGGCUCGGGUGAUUAAUGAGACGAAGGAAGAACUUGAAGAAAACAGCGAUGAAGAGCAAGCAGAGGUUGCAAAUGCCAUGGAAACAUCGGAUAAUGAAGAGCCACGACCAACUCAACCAGCAGCGACCGGUAAUGAUCAAGACGAAUAUAACUUCGACAACUACGACAACGAACUCAAUUUACAAUUUGCCAAUUUGGGCGAUGUUGCUGUUAUCGACGCCUCGGAACAGAUACAAGACGACGAGGAUUCGGAAGCCGAAGAUGACUUAAUCAAAACCAACGACAAUUUACUUAUUGUCGGGCACGUGGAUGACGAUGCAGCUUCAUUGGAAGUUUUCGUUUAUAACGAGUCCGAAGGAAGCUUUUACGUGCACCACGAUUUUCUGCUUCCCAGCUACCCGCUUUGCAUCGAAUGGAUGCAUUAUGAUCCGGAAGCACGUGAUAUCGGUAACAUGGUUGCGAUAGGCAGUAUGGACCCGAUCAUAACCAUUUGGGACUUGGACAUACAGGACACUCUGGAGCCUGCGUUGAAGCUUGGCUCGAAAGGAAGUCGAAAGAAAAACAUUCCCAAAUGUGGUCACACCGAUGCCGUAUUGGACCUAUCAUGGAACCCGAACUUUAGUCACAUUUUGGCCAGCGGAUCAGUGGAUCAAACUGUUAUAUUGUGGGAUCUGGAUGAAUUGAAACCACACACAACCAUCACCGGAUUCCAGGAAAAAAUCCAAAGUCUCAAAUUCCAUGCAACCGAAGCACAAAGUCUACUCACUGGCUGCUGUGACGGUACAGUUCGACUGUACGAUUGCCGUGACCCGGAAACGAUCCAACAGAAUGCGAAAAUCUGGAAUUUCAGCGGCGAAAUCGAACGUAUUGCAUGGGACCCGAACGACGGCAACUAUUUCUUUGCGAGCACCAACGAAGGAAACGUUUACUACUGUGAUGUGCGACAGGAUCGUCAAGUGUGGUCGAAAAGAGUGCACGAAAAGGAGGUGACGGGUCUGGCUCCGAAUGCGAAAUGCAAAGGAAUGCUAACGACUACAUCGUCGGACGGUUCGUUGAAGGUGUGGAAAUAUUCCGAAACCGAUGCGGAUCUAGUUUACGAAGAAGAUGUUGGCAUCGGGCAGAUACAGUGCAUUGGCAUCUGUCCAGAUAAUCCAUUUACAGUCGCUGUCGGUGGUGAUAACAAACGGAAGCAUUUAAGGGUCGUGGAUGUCAGAGAUUUCGAUACGGUUCGUCGAUCGUUUGGCAUAAGUGUGCAAAACUGAUGCGCCUUUCUGAAAUACAAUUUCCCUUUUAUUUACACAAAA
Bradysia coprophila is the source of this 1586-nucleotide messenger RNA. It is a transcript of the gene nclb, whose product is annotated as PWP1 homolog no child left behind. Gene Ontology annotation, molecular function: protein binding. The record is from RefSeq and is a predicted model, not a curated record. Gene Ontology annotation, biological process: rRNA processing. Gene Ontology annotation, cellular component: nucleus. Lineage: Eukaryota; Metazoa; Arthropoda; Insecta; Diptera; Sciaridae.